Messenger RNA from Brassicogethes aeneus, 1752 nucleotides. The record is from the annotation of a GenBank genome assembly. Lineage: Eukaryota; Metazoa; Arthropoda; Insecta; Coleoptera; Nitidulidae.
GUGAUUUUUGUAUUCAGACUUCGUUUUUAAUUUUAUUAAAAAAAAAUUCAGCAAAAAAAAAAUCGAUUUCAUAUUUUCCUAAUAACACCCAAUAGAUGAAAUCCCAAAAUUUUUUGUCAAUUUUAUUUUUUCGGCGAUCAAAACUUUUUUAUCAAGAAUAACUUCUCUUCAAAAAACUAAAAAUAAAAAAUGACACUCUGUAUAUUAGGUAAAACAUCAACCACAUGUGGAUACAGAGAAUGUUUUUUCUCAGGACCAGAUUACGAAGUAGCCCAGCACAUGAUCAACGACCACGAACAAAAACUAACUAACAAAAAUAAAAAAUUUCAUUGUGUAUACUGUGACUUUUCAACAGUGCGGAAUCAAUACCUACAAUUACACAUCUAUGGCAAGCAUAAAAAACAAAAUGAGAUGGAGAAAAAAGUAGAAAUAAACAUAAAAACUUACUCUUGUAUGUAUUGUGACUUAACAGUAAUAAAUAACAAUCAUUUACAAAGACACCUGUACUAUAAACAUAAAGAACAAUAUGAGUCGGAAAAUAAAGAAAAAUUAAAUGUAGAAACUCGGGCUUGUGACUACUGUGAUUACACAACAGUAGAAAGUCAUAGGCUUAAAAGCCACAUAUAUAGCAAACAUAAAGAACAAAUUAAGAAAUUGCCAAUGAAUAUAAAAACUUACCUUUGUGUGUACUGUGACUACACAGCAAUUGAAAACCAAAGGUUGCAAAACCACAUCUAUAGUAAGCAUAAAAAACAAAAUGAAAUGGAGAAUAAAAUAGAAAUAAACACAAAAACAUUCUCCUGUGUGUACUGUGACUUUAAAACAAAGAGAAAAAGUUAUUUUCAUAGGCACAUUUAUUUGAAACAUAAAGAACAAAAUCAGUUGGAGAAAAAAAUUGAAUUAAACAUAAAAACUUACCCUUGUGUGUACUGUGACUUCACAACAGUUGAAAACCAAAAGUUGCAAAGCCAUAUCUAUAGUAUGCAUAAAAAACAAAAUGAUAUGGAGAAGAAAGUAAAAAUAAAUAUAAAAACUUUCUCUUGUAUGUACUGUGACUUAACACUAAUAAAUAGCAGUCAUUUACAAAGGCACCUUUACUAUAAACAUAAAGAACAAUAUGAGUUGGAAAAUAAAGUAAAAUUAAAUGUAAAAACUGUAGCUUGUGUGUACUGUGACUUUACAACAGUUGAAAACCAAAGGUUGCAAAACCAUAUCUAUAAAAAGCAUAAAAAACAAAAUGAGUUGGAGAAAAAAGUGGCAAUAAAUAUAAAAACUCACUCUUGUAUGUACUGUGACUAUUCAACAAUCGCAAUUCAAAAUUUAAAAGCACACAUUUAUAGAAAACAUAAAGAAGAAAAAGAAAAAAAGUAAACAUAUAAAACUAAAAUUAUCUUGUGCUUAUUGUGACUUCACAACAGAAUACAUUUUAGCAAACAUAAAGAACAAAAGCUUACCUUUGUGUCUACUGUGACUACACAGCACUAACCGAACCUUAAAAGAAUAUAAAAGCAACUUUUUUAAUUUUAUGAAAUUUAUGACACCUUGUACGCAAUGCUUUAUGGCUAAAAUGUUAGGGUAAACUUUAAAAUUACAUUAUUAUUAUAAGUAGCUAGAUAAUAUUCUGUAAAAAUGUAUUCUUUUAAUUUUACAUUGAUUACAAUAUAUAUGCUAUUAAAUGUUGAAGGUUUAAGUAGUAAUUAUUAUUUAAUAUUCCAUUUUAUAACAAAUAUUUUGCUAAAUUUUAAAUAAUAA